AUGGCGUCCGUCCAAACCGAGGUACCAGGGUCCUUUCUCCCAGCCGCUGCAGUCGUGACUCUGGAGCCAUCAUUUUGCCGCCUGGCCCUGGCCGUGACCGCAGCAGCCAAGAGAAGCAUGCAGGCGUUGCGUGCUGCAGCAUCCGCCCGUCAAUUCCUUCCUCUCUCCUGGCUUCGCGGUCCGUGCCUGCGGUGCGUAUUCCGUAUUCCUACCAGUAUCAGGGAGAGGUUUGGACUUUGGCAAACGCAGUGCACGGGUGGGCUUGUGGCUACUGCUGAGCUCAUGCCCGAGGUUCUUAGGGCUGAAGCAGCUCUAGCUACUGAUGUUGUUGCUGCUGCAGCACCAGCUGUUGUUGCUGGGCCCAUGAGGUGGAACAACAACACCUCUGGGUUUGUGCUUAGGAGGAUGGCCCAGUUGCUUAGUGAUGGCACUAGGCCUAACAAGGUGUUCAAGGACAAAGAUGUUAACCAUGUAGCCAAGUGUCUUAAGGACUACAGUGGGGAUGCAAUGAGCCCAACUCAGGACCACCCUAAGGCUGCAGAGUUCCUUAACUGUCCUAUAAGGUUCUACCCUAAGAUGGAGGCCAUAUUUGGGCAUUCUAUGGCCAUUGAUAGGUAUGCACUUGGUUCUGGUAAGGCCCUUAGGGAGAAGACCAACACUAAGGUUGGUGAAGGCAGCAAGGCCAUAGAGCUACUGCAAUCUACUAUGGGUGGGAAGAGGAAGAGAGGGAACUUCACUGAGGAUGAGAUGCUCAUGCUCACCAACAUGUCUGAUGUUGUGAACAAUGUGGCCAAUGCACUUAGGGAGACUGGACCAGCCCAUGUUGAUGCUAACCUAUAUCUUGCUGUUAUGGAGACCCCUAGCUUCUCUAAGGAGGCUCUGAUAGUGGCCUACACCUACCUACUGGACAACAAGACCCAAGGCAGAGGCUUUGUUGGCAUGACUGAGAGCAAUAGGGACAUUUGGCUUAAGAACUACCUAGCCAAGAACAACUACAUGUAG
Miscanthus lutarioriparius is the source of this 1002-nucleotide messenger RNA. The record is from the annotation of a GenBank genome assembly. Lineage: Eukaryota; Viridiplantae; Streptophyta; Magnoliopsida; Poales; Poaceae.